This is a messenger RNA of Hyaloscypha bicolor E, 442 nucleotides long. RefSeq lists its product as uncharacterized. The transcript has a single exon. The record is from RefSeq and is a predicted model, not a curated record. The coding region runs from base 97 to 396 and encodes 99 amino acids. Lineage: Eukaryota; Fungi; Ascomycota; Leotiomycetes; Helotiales; Hyaloscyphaceae.
UUUUCUUUUCCUGUGUUAUUGUGCAGAUAAUGAAUGAAUGAAGAUUAUUUUACACCUACGCGUGCAAGUAAUUGUUCUGUUUUGCUGUGAAGUUGAAUGUUCCACGCACAAAUGGGAGACCUCAUCACACACAUUAUAGCCACGUGUCCCCUCCCUCUUCUCUUAUACACCCAAACGGCUGCCUUAGCCACCCCUCUGGGGUUCCAAGCCUUGUUAGAGCUGUGCGGACAAUCAAGUCCCCCCCAACCUCUCUUCAGUCGCGGGCAGGUGAAGAUUAAAUCAGGAAAGAAUCUCUUUUUCAACAAUGAAGUCCCCAGCCUAACCAAUUGCUCUCAAAUUCUUGGGUCCCAUCACAAUAGCGUUGCGAAGGACCCGUGUAAUGACAUUGGCACUUGAUAAGGUCAAGUAAGGUACGGGCCGAACAAUAGGCCCCAAGCCUCAA